UAAAUCCCGGCAUAUAAAACUGUAUUCUGGGGAUCUAGAAUCAUUUUAUUAAGAAUAGAAUAAGUGCAGGAUCUGCCAUGGAGUACCCGGGACUACACGCUGCCCCCCUGGCACUGCUGGUCACCAUUCUCAUAGCUGGACAGAAUACUGAAGCCGGAUUGCUUGAUCCUGUUCUCAACCCAAUAAUAAACAUAUUUUCCAGUACAACAGAAUCUCCAGAUCUUCUCCCAACCAGCGGUCAACCACAAGAUGCAACAACAGACUAUUCCCACACAGAAGAUACCCUGUAUACAACUCUUGUUACCUAUUUUGAAACCAGUAAUAUUCCAGAAGAGACCCCAUUCAUAAGUACACUUCCCAGUGAUGAAACCAGUGGUCAGCCAAAAGAGACCACGUAUAUAAGUAUUCUCUCCACUAAUAAAACCAGUAGUCAAGCAGAGGAUUCCACAUAUUUAAGGACUCUCCCCACCAUAGGACCAGAAGAGAACAGCUCUACACCAUUAUCAACAGAAAGUAAUAGUCAACCAGAUGGGACACUGUAUACAGGAGCACCUUCUAUAACACCAACUCUUAACCUAUCACCCAGCACCAGAUCAUCUCAAGAACCCAAAACUGCAGCUGUAAAUCCCACCACAAGUGCUAGCACAUCUUCCAGAACCUUCUCUGCGAUGCUUACAAGUACAAUGUCCACAAAUGGUGAUUUGAGCACCAAGUCUACAUCAUAUAACAGCACACCUUACAAUGCCUUGUCAUCAACCCAGAGUAACGUGAUAAAUGCAUCCUACCAUACAAGUAUCCAAACAACUGUAACCAAAAAUGAACCAACAUCAGAUAUGGUAACCACUAUUUCUUCGGGUAUACCACCAACACUAAAUACCAAUAGCCAGUCUACAUCAACUGCUUUUAUGUCAGUAACAAAUGAAAUCUCAACUACAUCAGUGAUCCGCAAUGGCAUUAGUGUACUUCCACCAUCAACAAUUCAACCAUUAGUAAAUAAUACUACAACUAUGUCUUCUGCUACAUUACCACCUUCCCCAAUAUCAACUAAUGGCAUUGACACAGAUCCAAGUACAACAACAUCAUCUACUGGGAUAAAGACUUCCACUCAAGUAGGAACAACCAGUACUCAAGCAGAAUCAGACACCAACACAAAUAUUAGUACAGUUACCAGGAGCCCUCCUAUGAACAGUACUGGUGUAUAUUUAAGCAUAUCAGCUUUGACUAGCAGUAUCCUGAACAACUCUUCCAAUGGUGUUACAAAUGUAAAACCAACAUCAACUAGUCAAUUAUCAUCAAGCAGUGACCGAACUACAUCAGCCCUUAGUAACAAAGUAAAUAAUUCAGAAACUACCACCAGUGCCCAGACUACGGCACCCAGUGUUCCUCUGAUAUCAACCAAUGUCCCACCGAUGUCAAACACUUCCCAACUGGAAUCAACCUUUGUUACAGCAGCACCAAGUAUGAGACCUACUCAAAGCACAAUGGACUCUUCUAGCAGUUUCACACAAGGUUCUAAAGUUGGAACAGUCACACAAACAAGUGAAUUAGUUUCAACCAAAGACAUUAUGAUGACUUCUUCCAGUAAUGAGAGCCAAUCACCAAAGAGUAUUUUCACAACAGUCAUUCCUGGCACGGACCCUCAUACUAUGAACGGUACCGAUGUAUAUUUAAGCACAUUAGCUUCAUCAAGCAGUAUCCUGACCACCUCUUACAAUGGUGUUACAAAUAUAAAACCAACAUCAACUAGUAGUCAACCACCACCAAACAGUGACAGAACUACAUCAACACUUAGUAACAAGGUGAAUAAUUCAGAUACUACCACCAGUGCAAAGAUAUCAACCAAUGUCCCAACCCAGACUACGGCACCCAGUGUUUCUCUGAUAUCAACCAAUGUCCCACCGAUGUCAAACACUUCCCAACUGGGAUCAACCUCUGUUACAGCAGCACCUAGUAUGAUACCUACUGAAAGCACAGUGGACUCUUCUAGUAGUUUCACACAAGGUUCAAAAGUUGGAACAGUCACACAAACAAGAGAAUUAGUUUCAACCAAAGACAUUAUGAUGACUUCUUCCAGCAAUGAGAGCCAAUCACCAAAGAGUAGUAACACAACAGCAAUUCCUAGUAGCAGUAGCACGGACCCUCAGACUAUGAACAGUACUGGUGUAUAUUUAAGCACAUCAGCUUCAUCAAGCAGUAUCCUGACCAGCUCCUCCAAUGGUGUCACAAAUAUAAAACCAACAUCAACAAGUAAUCAACCACCACCAAACAGUGACAGAACUGUAUCAUCAUUUAGUAAUAAGGUGAAUGAUUCAGAAACUACCACCAGUGCCCAGACUACAGCACCCAGUAUUCCUCUGAUAUCAACCAAUGUCCCACCGAUGUCAAACACUUCCCAACUGGGAUCAACCUCUGUUACAGCAGCACCAAGUAUGAUACCUACUUAUAGCACAAUGGACUCUUCUAUUAGUUUCACACAAGGUUCUAAAGUUGGAACAGUCACACAAACAAAUACAUUGGCUUCAACCAAAGACAUUAUGAUGACCUCUUCCAGCAAUGAGAGCCAAUCACCAAAGAGUAGUAAUACAACAGUCAUUCCUGGCAGCAGUAGCACGGACCCUCAUACUAUGAACAGUACCGGUGUAUAUUUAAGCACAUCAGCUUCAUCAAGCAGUAUCCUGACCAACUCUUCCAAUGGUGCCACAAAUAUAAAACCAACAUCAACAAGUAAUCAACCACCACCAAACAGUGACAAAACUACAUCAACACUUAGUAACAAAGUGAAUUAUUCAGAUACUACAACACCCAGUGUUCAGACUACAACACCCAAUGUUCAGACUACAACACCCAGUUUUCCUCUAAUAUCAACCAAUGUCAAAACAGUGUCAAAUACAUCCCAACUGCGUUCAACCUCUGUUACAACAGCAGCACCAAGUAUGAUAUCUACUGAAAGACCAAUUGACUCUUUUAGUAGUUUCCCACAAGGUUCUCAAGUUGGAACAGUCACACAAACAAGUGCAUUGGCUUCAACCAAAGAUAUCAUUGUGACUUCUACCAGCAAUGAGAGCCAAUCCCCAAUAAGAAAUAGCACAACAGCAAUUCCUAGCAGCAGUAGCAUCGACCCUCAUACUAUGAACAAUACCGGUGUAUAUUUAAGCACAUCAGCUUUGUCAAGCAGUAUCGUGACCAAUGGUGUAACAAAUAUAAAACAAACAUCAACUAGUAAUCAUCCACCAUCAAACAGUGACAAAACUACAUCAACACUUAGUAACAAAGUGAAUUAUUCAGAUACUACCACCAGUGCCCAGAUAUCAACCAAUGUCCCACCAAUAUCACACACUUCUCAACUGGGUUCAACCUCUGUUACAGCAGCACCAAGUAUGAUACCUACUCAUAGCACAAUGGACUCUUCUAGUAGUUUCCCACAGGGUUCUAAAGUUGAAACAAUCACACAAACAAGUACAUUGGCUUCAACCAAAGACAUUAUGAUGACCUCUUCCAGCAGUGAGAGCCAAUCACCUAGAAGUAAUGGCACAACAGCAAUUCCUAGCAGCAAUAGCACAGACCCUCAUACUACUAUGCGCAAUUCAGCAACAUCUUUAGGUUCAUCAUCUCCCAAUACCAGGAGCUUCAGCACAUCUCCUGGUAAUGAUGGCGGUAAUCCAAUAACUCUGAACAACGUCACGCUAACAACUUCUGAAAGUGGUAUUACCAACCAGGCAGUUGUGAAUGACACAGUGACUGGUUCAGACCUAACAACAUCUGGUGUCACCACAAGAAGUACAGAAAGACAUUCAAGUAAUAUGUAUACAGGUACAGCUUCAUCUCCUAUUCUAUCUACAAUAACCACAAGUCCAACUAUGACUUUUUUCGGUAAGGUCACAGGUGACCUUAGCAUGUCUUCCGAUGCCACUACCAACUCACCUAUUACUCUGAUUAACGAAACCUCCCCUUCUGAUUCCUCCAAUAUCAUGCCAUUGAAAAACAGUACCAGUGUGACGCCUUCAAUUGAUACUGCUAGUACAACAUCAUUGGGCUCAGGAAGUUCUAUGCAAUCGACACCAAGAGCCACCAAUAAAGUGACCUCAUUUAAUAAUGGAACAAGUAUCCAACCAGUAUCAACCAGUAGCACAGUUACAGCUUUCAGUGGACCUACUAUCACCAGUAGUUCCUCAGUUGACAUGACUAAAUCAGUGUCAUCUUCUAUGUCAACAACAUCAACACCCAAUAUUACAAUGAUUUCUGUUAGUGAAUCUUCCAGUGUCCACUCAACUUCAGAAAGUAGCACGACAGCGUCACACAGGGACAUUACCAAUAGUCACAAUGUUCCAAUGAACACAACACCUUCAUCAACAACUUCAACGCAAAGAACCACAAUUAACCUUACAAGUAGUUCAGUGGUACCAAGCAGCAGCUCAUCCAGUUCUCCCAGCAACCCAACAUCUUCUACAGCUUCAUCUUCCACCAAUCCCGACUCUGGUGCACACACUGUGUCCACUACAUCCAGUCCUCCCAGCAACCCAACAUCUUCUACAGCUUCUUCAUCUUCCACCAAUCUGGACUCUGGUACACACACAGUGUCUACUACAUCCAAUUCUCCCAGCAACUCAACAUCUUCUACAACUUCUUCAUCUUCCACCAAUCCCGGCUCUGGUACACACACUGUGUCCACUACAUCCAGUCCUCCCAGCAACCCAACAUCUUCUACAGCUUCUUCAUCUUCCACCAAUCCCGGCUCUGGUACACACACAGUGUCUACUACAUCCAAUUCUCCCAGCAACUCAACAUCUUCUACAACUUCUUCAUCUUCCACCAAUCCCGGCUCUGGUACACACACAGUAUCUACUACAUCCAAUUCUCCUAGCAACCCAAUAUCUUCUACAACAUCUUCAUCUUUCACCAAUCCUUUCUCUGGUACAAACACAGUGUCCACUACUGGUCCCAAGUCCUCUUCAGCAGCAGCAACCAAUUCUGGUUCUUCUUCCCAAAUGACUCCUUCUGCCACCUUCACCAAUAACCCAAGCACCCAGCACCAGAGUUCAGUUGCCACCACCAAUGGUUCCACCAAUUUUCUGGCCCCUUGGAAAAUCAUUGUCAUCUCCCUGGCUGUUGGCGUUGGCACUUUCCUUUUAUUUGGAGGAACGUUAUUGGCAUUACACUAUUUCCGAAGACCUAAAGGAAUGAACCGCUACGUUGUUUCGGGCUCCUACAUUUAAGUGGCUGAGUUCACUACCUCAAACGUAGUCAUUUCUACCUUGAAGCAAAAGUAUUAUGUCCGGUGAGGUCUUGUAAUCUAUACUGCCAUUCCUGGCCAAUGAGAGUAUUGCAGCAGAAUCGUCGUAGAAGAUGUUGUAUACGACUGUUACCGAUUUGAUGUAUUUAUUUAUUUAAGAGCUACCUGUUACUCCACGUUACUGACACCCUAUGGCCACUGUGAGUGUUAUAGAUGCUCCGCCACAUAGAAUACAGUGUGAGGGUGACAUCUAGUGGUAGAUGUGUGUGUUACAUAUAUUAUAUUGCGAUGUAUUUAUAACAAUGAUAUGACGUAAGCAUGUUUGCUAAACUGAUAACCAAAGUGAUGCAGCAUUGCCGGUCAGUGCGAGCACUUUAGAUACUAUGUAAUAAAGAUUUUGUAUAAUUUAUUUUUUUAUUAGCAUCCUGAAGUUACUGUGUGGCGUUUUAUGUUAUGCAGCAGCAAAUGGCCGAAAGAUGAUUAAAGAAAG
This is a messenger RNA of Hyla sarda, 5720 nucleotides long. Its product is annotated as mucin-2-like. The record is from RefSeq and is a predicted model, not a curated record. The coding region runs from base 78 to 5213 and encodes 1711 amino acids. NCBI's taxonomy places the organism in Eukaryota, Metazoa, Chordata, Amphibia, Anura, Hylidae. The transcript has 4 exons.